Molecule: messenger RNA, 1434 nt
Organism: Fopius arisanus
Lineage: Eukaryota; Metazoa; Arthropoda; Insecta; Hymenoptera; Braconidae
Exons: 2
Coding region: 92-1339 (415 amino acids)
Source: RefSeq, a predicted model, not a curated record
CAAUCCGGGGUAUCGAAUAUUUCAAGUGGUCAAGUGGAACCGGAAAAGUGUCACAUCCAUCACUCGAAUAACAGUGAUUAACCCGAGUGCCAUGGAAAUACUGCAACUGUCAUUGGUGGUAAUAUUCUUGACAUUGCACGGGACUGCCUCUGACAGAGUGGCAGGUGCCCCGAAUACGAUAUCACAAUUGAUCGAUGAAAUCUCGAAAAUUUCCACAGCUGCCAGUGGAAAAUAUGAUAAACGCUGGACAAAAGGUGAAGGAAUUCCAGAAAAUCGUUUGAAAAUUCGUCCAUUCGCUCGAUACGGUGCCCCGGGUGCUGGUGCCAGUGGAUUAAGACGUCGAAAGCCCCAGGUACACCCCAACCCCUGGUCUCAUCAGCCACGUAAACACACUAAUGACAUACCCGAGAGAUUGCAACUCGAAAACUCAAAACUAGAACUGCCAAGUCCAAUUCGUCACGUCGAUUUUCGCGAUGAUGAUCCCAUCGCUAGUCAGAAUAACGAGCCAUUUCAGAACAACGGGGCUAAUUAUCUACCCCCGAGGAACCAGAAACUCCCAUCACUGUCAGUCCACGUAUUCCAGAGACCAGGACCAACACACCUGCCAGCAAAUCAUCACAAAAUAUCCGAUCCCCAAAUCUCAGACGCUACAUUAUUUUUAAUAAAAAAUGCACAAGCCCUUUCGCAAUUGUACGAAACACCAGCGAUGAAUAUGGAUUAUCCACCGUUCAAUGACAAUCAGAGGAUCAGGCAGUCGCAUCUUGGCGAUCUCCAGGAGGUGGGACCUCUGAAGACUCUUCAGGAUCUCCAGGUGCCGCGGAUUACUCAAACAAUCGUUGGGGGGCGAUCGCCCGUCAGCAAUUCAUUGAUUAAUAAAUCCCCAGGACCUACGAAAAUAUGUGGUGAGGAUGCCUCGAAGUCCCAUCAACUCACGCCGAAGGAGUUGGUAUUUGGGAGGAAUUGGAAUCACCAGGCCACGAAUUAUCCGUCACCCGGUGACAUAUCUCUCUCAUCAAUUCCCACUAUUUCUCCAGGACUUGAUUUGCGACAAGGAAAUCCCACAGUAUUUCCAUAUCCACAGUACACUGGGAUCAUUCCGCUCGUUACUCAUGCACAGAAUUAUCCGAUAACUCAGGGAAUUCCUCAGGACACGUCUCCAACGCAUUUCGAUCUGCCAAUUGUCCCAGCAACUCCAGGAGUCAGCGAUUUCAGGGCGGAUUAUUCCUCCAGGCCUUUCCAAAUUUCUGGCAACGUACUCUCAAUUUUUCCUUCAGGUACUCUCCAGGAUUCCCUAGCUUCCCCAUAUCCUGGGUAUCCGGCAACAACUUCCGGAUUUUGAUGCCUGCGCAGGGGAAUCGCUGAUGAAUAUAUCAGGAUUACGUGAUACUUUUGCGAUAUCACCUGGAAUUUUCACAUUUUCCCGGGGAAAACAGU